GUCUAUGGGUAAGGGUCCUAGGGUUCUCAUCAUUUCUAGCCCUUCCCUUUCUCUGUUUUUCUAUUGAAAGAUUUGGAGCGGUUUGUAGAGCUACAGUACAUCCAAAAUCGGCUCACUCUCGUUGUCCAUAGCUUCAGCAGACCUAACUCUCAGAUCCCGUUGUUUCUGGGCCUCCACUAGUUUUUAUCACCGGCGAGAUUUGGCCGGAGAAUGGCAUAUAUGUGUGCGGACAGUGGGAACCUCAUGGCGAUAGCUCAGCAGGUCAUCAAGCAGAAACAGCAGCGAGAGGAACAGCAACAGCAACACCACCACCAUCACCACCACCACCAACAACAGCAACUCCUGGGCCUCAAUCCCCUCUCGCUAAACCCAUGGACCAACACUCACCACUCUUUGUCCGGUUCUCCGAAUUCGGCUUUCGGCGGGCUCACCGGUACUGGGUUCUCCGACCCAUUUCAAGUCGGCGGUGGGGCAGAUACCGGAGAACCCGGGUUUCAGUUUCCGAACUUAGAGCACCACUCGACGACUGCGUUCAGGUUUUCUGAUUUCGGUGGUGGAGCGGGUGGCGAGUUCGACUCGGAUGAGUGGAUGGAGAGCUUAAUGGGCGGUGGGGAUUCAACGGAUAGUUCCAAUCUGCCCUCCGGAUACGACGCGUGGCAGAGCAAUGCUGAUUUCGGACUCUACGGUGCCGAUCCGUUUACCACCUGCCCCAGUCGAGUCAGCGUUGCUUGCUGUCCGCCGUCCGAUCUCAACCGAGUCAUCUUUUCGGAUACUCAGAAGAGUCCGCUUCAACCCGAGGUCCCCUCGUGGACACCACCUCCGCCACAAGCGCCGUCUCCACCGGCCGUGAUUAAGGACUCCAAGCCACCGAGCCCACACAAGAACGACGUCGUUGGCGUCUCGUCUAGCUCGUCACCGGAAAUCGAAUCUGCACCGCCACUGCUAAGAAAACUCCUCGACUGUGCUCGACUUGCCGAGUCCGUGCCUGACCGUGCCGUGAAGUCUCUGAUUGGGCUCGGGAAAUCGGUGUCAGACCACGGAGAUCCGAUUGAGAGGGUGGCCUAUCACUUCUCUCAGGCCCUAUACAGCAGACUAUCCGUACAGAAUGAGAACAGCUCGACUGUGAUUGAAACAGAGACCACGUCCGAGGACUUCACGCUCACUUACAAAGCUCUGAACGAUGCGUGCCCGUACUCAAAGUUUUCGCAUUUAACAGCCAACCAGGCGAUACUCGAAGCUACGCAGACAGCAACCAAGAUUCACAUAGUGGAUUUUGGCAUCGUGCAAGGGGUUCAAUGGGCCGCGCUCCUUCAAGCCCUGGCAACCCGGUCCACCGGCAAGCCUACAAUGAUUCGGAUCUCGGGCAUACCCGCACCAGCUCUGGGGAAAUCUCCGGCGGCGUCUCUGCUAGCCACUGGCAACCGGCUCCGCGAGUUCGCUAAUAUUCUCAGAAUAAACUUUGAGUUCGAGCCAGUGCUAACCCCGAUUCAGGAGCUCAACGAGGCGAGCUUCCGGGUCGACCCGGAAGAGGCCUUGGCCGUGAACUUCAUGCUUCAACUGUACAAUCUACUUGACGAAACGCCAGUCGCCGUCGAAACGGCUCUCAGGUUGGCGAAGUCGCUGAACCCAGAAAUCGUUACUUUGGGCGAAUACGAGGCGAGUUUAAACCGGGUCGGGUUUGUGCCCCGGUUCAAAAAUGCGUUGAAGUACUACUCGGCAGUAUUCGAAUCUUUGGAGCCCAACUUGACCCGAGACUCGCCCGAGAGGCUCCAAGUUGAAAGACUAUUACUGGGUCGUCGAAUCGCCGGUGUGGUUGGACCGGAGGAAGCGGGAACCAGGAGAGAGCGUAUGGAGGACAAGGAGCAGUGGAGGGUUUUGAUGGAAAGUUCCGGUUUCGUGUCCGUAGACCUCAGCCAUUACGCAGUGAGUCAGGCUAAGAUCCUUUUGUGGAACUACAAUUACAGUUCCUCCUACUCUCUGAUUGAAUCUCAACCUGGGUUUCUAUCUCUUGCAUGGAACGAAGUCCCACUUCUCACUGUUUCUUCGUGGCGUUGACUGGUUUGGUUUCAAGCUUGGUAACAGUUUCCACCAGGUCUUUUUUCUCCGAUGUGGAACGAUUUAGUGUCUAUACGCCAUUGACGAUCAGCUUAUUAUGGAACUUAGUCAUGCUUACUGAAAUUACAGUUAGUAUUCAUUGCAAUCUAGUAGCAUUCAAAUACUGCAUUUCCACAACCUCUCCGAAGCUUUUUUGGGCCUGAAUCUGCUUGUUAAAUUUGCAGUUUGUGCUUUAGUUUUUUUGACUUCAUCAUCGCUUUAUAAUGUUGUUUAUGCUUUUUUUGUUGGGUUUUUUGUAACAUGUUUGGGACUUAGAAUAUGGCAAAUUGUAAAAAAGGGAAUUGCGAAUCGAGGGGAAAAGGAAAAAUGUUUCUUUUCCUUGGUGUCCGUACUUUUUGUAUGUAAAUUUAAAUCCAUGAUGUGAUUUUUAGUUCAA
Alnus glutinosa is the source of this 2491-nucleotide messenger RNA. RefSeq names its product SCARECROW-LIKE protein 7-like. The record is from RefSeq and is a predicted model, not a curated record. The transcript has 2 exons. NCBI's taxonomy places the organism in Eukaryota, Viridiplantae, Streptophyta, Magnoliopsida, Fagales, Betulaceae. Gene Ontology annotation, molecular function: sequence-specific DNA binding; DNA-binding transcription factor activity. The coding region runs from base 211 to 2055 and encodes 614 amino acids. Gene Ontology annotation, biological process: regulation of DNA-templated transcription. Gene Ontology annotation, cellular component: nucleus.